AUGAGCCGCUUCCGGCCCAUGACUGCAGGAGAUCUCUUCAGAUUCAACGCCGUCAAUCUUGAUGGAUUCACCGAGACGUUUCUCCAGAGCUUCUAUCUCCGGUACCUUUCCAACUGGCCCGAGCUGUGCAUCGUCGCCGACGGGCCAGAUGGAACGGUUGCGGGAUACAUUAUAGGCAAGGUCGAGGGAAAGGGUAGGGACUGGCACGGCCAUGUAACUGCCCUGUCCGUUGCGCCCGAGUUCCGCAAGUGCGGCCUCGCCCGCAAGUUGAUGGCUUUCUUGGAGGACAUUUCGGAGAAAAAGUUCAAGUGCUAUUAUGUCGACCUCUAUGUCCGGGUGUCGAACACGGUUGCCGUGAACUUCUACCGGGAGCUCGGCUACCGCGUGUGGAAAACAGAGAAAGGCUACUACUCUGGACAAGAAGACGCGCUCGACAUGCCGGUCGCCGUGUCGCCUCUCAAAAACUGA
This is a messenger RNA of Neospora caninum, 468 nucleotides long. Its product is annotated as ard1-prov protein, related. The transcript is spliced from 3 exons. Lineage: Eukaryota; Apicomplexa; Conoidasida; Eucoccidiorida; Sarcocystidae. Gene Ontology annotation, biological process: N-terminal peptidyl-methionine acetylation. Gene Ontology annotation, molecular function: protein-N-terminal amino-acid acetyltransferase activity. The record is from RefSeq and is a predicted model, not a curated record. The coding region runs from base 1 to 468 and encodes 155 amino acids. Gene Ontology annotation, cellular component: NatB complex.